Telopea speciosissima is the source of this 1155-nucleotide messenger RNA. RefSeq names its product ribonuclease 3-like protein 2. NCBI's taxonomy places the organism in Eukaryota, Viridiplantae, Streptophyta, Magnoliopsida, Proteales, Proteaceae. Gene Ontology annotation, cellular component: nucleus; cytoplasm. Gene Ontology annotation, biological process: siRNA processing. The record is from RefSeq and is a predicted model, not a curated record. The coding region runs from base 1 to 1155 and encodes 384 amino acids. The transcript has 3 exons. Gene Ontology annotation, molecular function: RNA binding; ribonuclease III activity.
AUGGGGUUAUUCACUCUAUAUGCUCUAGUUUACACUGCCAAAUCUCUCAUAAAGUCCCUGUUUCGAUUGUUCAUAGAGAUGAAGAUGAAGAUGAAGAUGAGGGAAAGGUAUUACGAGAUUCUCGCUCGUUUCUAUACCAUGGAUGGAUACGAACGCAAAGACUCACCAUCAUCAAUACCAUCUAUGGAAAUGGCAGCAGUGGACAUGAACAUGAGAGAAGCAGUGGCAGCUGUGGAAGGUCUCCUCUGCUACCGAUUCAGGGACAAAACUCUCCUCCAGGAGGCCUUGACCCACUCCUCUUAUACCCAAUCUCCCUCAUACCAGCGCCUAGAGUUCGUAGUCGAUGCCGCUCUCGGCCCUGCCCUUGCACAGUACGUUUUCCGAGCUUAUCCUGGACUCAACUAUGGCCAGCUCUCUCUUCUCCGCGCCGCCAACAUGAGCACCGAGAACCUCGCCCGCAUCGCCGUUCGCCACGAACUCUACCGCUAUGUCCGUCGCAAUGCCCCUUCUCUUGAUGCCAAUGUUAGGGAGUUCGUCCUAGCAAUUCAAGGUGAAGGCCGCGCCGUUACCAACUGUGGAUCGGUUGAAGCACCUAAGAUUUUGGCUGGCAUUGUUGAAUCCAUUGCCGCAGCUGUUUAUGUCGACUGUAAUUAUGACUUCAAAGCUCUAUGGGAGGUUCUUAAAAGUUUUAUGGAGCCAAUUAUAACCCUUGAAACCUUACCCAAGCAUUCACAGCCGACGACCUUGCUGUAUGAGCUCUGCCAGAAGCGGGGCAAGAAAAUUGACAUUGAGAGUGACGAAGACAUUAAGAGUUCUUCGUGGACCGCUUUUGUUUAUGUGGACGAUAAGCUCAUUGGCUCUGGUUCUUCGGGGCAAACGAAAAAAAUUGCAAAAUCUAAUGCGGCGAAAGAAGUCUUGGAGAAGCUGCUGUGGGAAUUUGACCAUUCUGAGACGGAGACUGAAGUUGGUCAUGGAAUUGACGAGAUUAAGGGGGCUAAGAGCAAGUUGAAUAAUCUCUGUCGAAAGAAGAGGUGGGAUGUGGUUGAGUAUAGGUACGUACGCACUACGAUUCCUUCUCCUACUCAAGUUUGUUUCUACUUGAUUGCUUAUGCUAGUUAUACAACACAAACUUCAGUAGGUGUUGUUGUAAAUUGA